AUGGGUUCUUUUCUUGGGCAUCUUCUUCCCGGGACUUUGUUUCUAGUCAUUGGUUUGUGGCACAUGUGGUGCUCUGUGGUAAGAUAUGCUUCGGACCCGAAUUCUUUCCGCGUCAGGGUUUGGAACCCGGUUCAUGGAUUUGGUGGUAGGCUCAAGUAUUUGGAGCUUUAUGUGAUUGCAGUUGGUGCUUUCAUUGAUAUGUGCAUAGAGUUUUUGUACUCAACUCAUCUCAAGAUUUUUGUUCAUGGUGUACUCAACCCGUCACAUAUGAACGAUUUUGAGCAUUCGGGCAUGCUUCUCAUGUUCUUCCUCUUCGGCGUAGUGGCUCUUCUUUCUGAAAAAACGAGCUUUAUUCCAUUGCCAGAAGGAGCUCUAUGCUUCAUAGCCUCUGCAGCAUUCACAGCCGAGUACCUAUUGUUCUAUUUCCACUCGACCACCCACAAGGGCCUCGAGGGAUAUUACCAUUUGGUCCUUGUGCUCCUUAUAUCCAUCUGCAUAAUAUCCACUAUAGCUGGGGCGAUUUUGCCGACUAGCUUCAUAGCCGAUACAUGCAGUGGCAUUGGCAUCACUUUACAAGGCCUUUGGUUUUAUCAGACAGCAUUCACUCUGUAUGGGUCGAUGAUGCCUGAAGGCUGUCGGCUCAAGGAGAACACGGUCAGCUGUCGUUCGAUUGGACAUGAAGUUCGUGGAGAAAUGCUUGCAAAUUUUCAAUUGUUUGUUCAGGUUUUUUGUGUUCUUGGAGGUUUAUCUGGGGCUUAUGUGUAUGCCGAGCGUAAAUUUGGGCAUUCCAGUGGUAGAUGA
This is a messenger RNA of Striga hermonthica, 801 nucleotides long. NCBI's taxonomy places the organism in Eukaryota, Viridiplantae, Streptophyta, Magnoliopsida, Lamiales, Orobanchaceae. The record is from the annotation of a GenBank genome assembly.